GCUAUUAGCUCUAGCAAGCUCUAAGCUUUUAUAGCCAUAAAGUUUAUUCUAAAUUAAACAGAGACAAGAUCUUAUUUUUGUCCAGUUUUGUCACAAGUGGUGAUUUGUUCAUUUUUUCAUUGUUUUAUUUUUUGACUUUUGUUUUUUUCAACUUUUUUAUACCAUCAUGACCCACACAAUUGUUCUAAUGCAACCAAAAGGACAUGAAACUCGUAAAUACAUGGAUUACGAGAGUGUCGAUGAUGCAAUGGAAGGUAUUUGUAGCCAUUUUGAACAGCAUCUCAAGGAACAAAUGAGUGAAGAUGCUCCUUCUAUCAGUUAUAGUAUUUCUCAAUUAUUUGAUUAUAUCGAUCAAGCCACUGACCUGGUAUGUUUGGUCUAUCAACGGAGUGAGGAAAGUUAUGCUCCCAAAGCUAAGGAUUGGAUAAAAGAAAAACUCUACGUAUUCUUCCGUGAACAAGAUACGCAAAAGAGUAAUCCUGCUCCAAAUUAAUUAACUUUUCUUCCAUGUUUUUUCAAAAAUCAUUCAACAUUUCAAUGUAUCUCAAAUUUUUCUAUCUUUUUUUCCUCUGAUAAUAGUCUUACAUCAAAUAAAAAAAAUUAUUACACAUUACACUAGUUUAUUUG
Molecule: messenger RNA, 627 nt
Organism: Tetranychus urticae (two-spotted spider mite)
Lineage: Eukaryota; Metazoa; Arthropoda; Arachnida; Trombidiformes; Tetranychidae
Product: enhancer of rudimentary homolog
Source: RefSeq, a predicted model, not a curated record